Molecule: messenger RNA, 1412 nt
Organism: Humulus lupulus (European hop)
Lineage: Eukaryota; Viridiplantae; Streptophyta; Magnoliopsida; Rosales; Cannabaceae
Product: putative pectinesterase 63
Exons: 4
Coding region: 147-1286 (379 amino acids)
Biological process (GO): cell wall modification
Molecular function (GO): pectinesterase activity
Source: RefSeq, a predicted model, not a curated record
GAAAAUCACGAAACAACUUCAUAAGCACCAAUAGAUACCAGUAUAUAUAAUAACUCUAGGUUCUAUCUUUUAUCACCAUCCCCAGAAAAAAGCUUCAUUGAAGAAUAUUAAAUCAAAGCCAUAAUAAUUGCCAUAGUAAAACAAUUAUGGCUUUGAAAGUGAUAUUUUUCGUGGCAGGAGUCGUCCUGACUUUACAGGUUAUUACAACCUUCGCCGCGCCGAACUUCAUUCCGUCGGAGCAAUCAAAGCUGGACGAUUGGAUUGAUCACAACAUGAGAGCCUACGAGAAGGACAAGACCGAUCUCAGUGAGACAGUUAUUAAUAAUAAGUUCACCUUGGACAAGGUACUAACGGCGGCUGAGCACGCCGUUAAGGUUAUGAAGGUGAGCCAAGACGGCAAGGGAGAUUUCAAGACGAUCACAGACGCCGUGAAAAGCAUUCCGUCGGGGAACACGGGGAGGGUGAUAGUGUGGAUUAGUGGUGGAGUGUACCGUGAGCAUAUAAUGGUGGAUAGGUCGAAACCGUUCGUGACGUUUUACGGAGACGAGGCUAAUGUGCCCGUGAUCACGUUUGACGGCACGGCGGAGAAGUUUGGGACCUGGAACAGCGCCACCGUGGCGGUUGAGUCCGACUACUUCGUUGCUGCUAAUAUUGCAUUCGUGAAUUCGUCUCCAAUGCCGAAGGGAAAAUUGAACGGUGAGCAGGCAGUGGCAUUGAGGAUAUCAGGAGACAAGGCAGCUUUCCACAACUGCAAAUUUAUAGGCUUCCAAGACACCUUGUGCGACGACAAGGGCAGGCAUUUCUUCAGGGAUUGCUACAUUGAAGGCACCGUAGACUUCAUCUUUGGCAAUGGACAAACACUUUACUUGAACACAACCAUAAGAUCAGUUGCCAAGCUAACAGGGGUUAUUACAGCCCAAGGGAGGGACAAGGUAUCUGAAGGCAGUGGGUUCACCUUCGUUCAUUGCAAAAUCAUAGCUGACGGGGACACUUACUUGGGCCGGGCUUGGAAGGAUAUGCCCAGAGUGAUAUUUGCUUACACCUACAUGGGCACCCAUAUCAAUGUCAAUGGAUGGUCCAACGGCAUGUGGCCAAUCCAAGCUGAGGGCAAUAACAAUAAGGAUGUGUUUUACGGGGAGUACAAGUGCAUGGGACCCGGAGCUAGCACUUCUGGUCGCGUUAAGUAUGCAAAGAUUCUAACUGAUGAGCAAAUCAAACCUUUCAUGAGCAUGACUUUCAUCCAAGGCAACAAGUGGCUUAUCCAACCUCCCAACCUUAAACGUUGAACCCUGUGAUCGUGAGGGGAUAUAGAGUGCGCGCAAUUUAUAAUAUUUGGAUAUUUUAAUGUGCAUGUGCAAUUAACUCAUCAAAAUCAAAAUAUGCUCUAUACAUAUGAUCAGAGACUUUUUUCA